GCGCGCACGUCCCGGAGCCCGCGCCCGUGCAGCACGGUGGCCGCGCAGGCUGGGCAGCCGCGGUUGGCGUGGCGCGUCGCGGGGUUCUAAGGCGCAGGGCCCAUGUGGAAACUGCUCCCGGCCUCCGGAGCCGCUCCAGGAGAACCAUGCAGACUUUUGGCUGGCGUCGAGUACAUCGUUGGAAGGAAAAACUGUGCCAUUCUAAUCGAAAAUGAUCAGUCCAUCAGUCGAAAUCAUGCUGUGUUAUCAGUAAACUUUCCUGGAACCAACUUAAGUCAAACAGAUGAAAUUCCUACAUUAACAAUAAAAGAUAAUUCUAAGUAUGGAACCUUUGUUAAUGAGGAAAAAAUGCAGAAUGGCCUUUCCUACACUUUGAAGACAGGAGAUAGAGUUACUUUUGGGGUGUUUGAAAGUAAAUACAGAGUAGAAUACGAGCCUUUGGUUGUUUGUUCGUCUUGUUUAGAUAUCUCUGGGAAAACUGUUUUAAAUCAAGCUAUUUUACAGCUUGGAGGACUUACUGCAAGCAACUGGACAGAAGAAUGUACUCACCUUGUCAUGCCAUCAGUUAAGGUCACCAUUAAAACUAUAUGUGCACUCAUUUGUGGACGUCCAAUUGUAAAGCCAGAAUAUUUUUCUGAAUUUCUCAAAGCAGUUGAGUCUAAGAAACAGCCUCCAGAAAUUGAAAGUUUUUAUCCACCUAUUGAUGAACCAGCAAUUGGAAGUAAAAUUGUUGAUCUGUCAGGACGAAAGGAAAGAAAACAAAUCUUCAAAGGGAAAACAUUUGUAUUUUUAAAUGCAAAACAGCACAAGAAAUUAAGUUCAGCGAUUGCUUUUGGAGGUGGGGAAGCCAGGCUGAUAGCAGAAGAAAACGAAGAGGAAGACAGUUUCUUUUCAGCUCCGGGAACCUGCGUUGUUGACAUAGGAAUAACAAACACUCAGAUCAUAGUUACUGACUCCCAGAAGAAGUGGAUUAAUUUGAUAAUGGAUAUGCUUCCAAGGCAUGGACUUAGACCAAUUCCUGAAGCAGAAAUUGGAUUGGCUGUUAUUUUUAUGACUACAGAGAAUUACUGUAAUCCACAGGGCCAGCCUUGUACAGAAUUAAAGACAACGACUCCAGGGCCAAGCCUUUCGCAAGGCUUGUCAGUCAAUGGAAAAAUAAUGCCAAGUGCUCCGGUGAAUAUGACAUCAUAUGUAGCCGACACAGAAUCAGAGCCAGCGGAUACAUGUAUGUCUCUGAGUGAAAGACCAAAAGAAGUACAGAUCCCUGGAAUGAAACAAAACUCUAGAAAGCUUUCACAAGACACUUACAAUAUAAAGGAGGCCCCUAAAUCAAGCUCCAAAACGAAUAAUGUGGCAUCAAAUAUGAUGGUUAGGGAAAAGAUCCCAAACUACCAGCUGUCACCAAUGAAACUCCCUGCUGCAAAUAAAAGUAAAGAUUGGACUUCUCAGCAGCAACAGAACUCCAUCAAAAACUACUUCCAGCCAUGUGGCAGAAAAAGGGAAAGGGAUGAAGAAAAUCCAGAAAGUUGCUCAUCUAAAUCAUCAAGACUGGAGCUGUCUUGUUCUCUUUUAGAACAAACGCAACCUGCUGCCCCAUCACUGUGCAGAAGCAAGGAGCUUCUAUCUCAGAAUGAGACUGUGGACAAGGAAGCAGAUGCCUCAUUUGUGGAUGAUACAGACAUAAAACCCAGUGGGAAAAGUUCUGCCAGUAAAUCCUUUUCCAUAGAAAAUCUCAGACCAAAAAAAAGAAAAGAAGUUGAUUUAGCUAUAGAAGAAGUGUUGGAAGAUUUACUCAAGAGUACAAAGCCAGAGCUGGCAGUUCACGUGAAAGUUGAAAAGCAAGAGGAAGAUGUCAGCAUCAGAAAAAAGCCAAGAAUGGAUGUAGAAAGGAAUAGUUACCUUAAUGGUGAAACAGUGCCAGAAAGCAGCAGAGAAGUUCAAGAAGAUAAAACAGAAAGGAAAGAUGAGCUUCAGAGAGAAUCACCAUGGGCAACGAAAGAUGAAAAAGCUAGUAGUGAUGAACUUCUGGACAACAGUGAGGAGCUUCCGAGAGGAGUGCUGCUGACUGAAUUUAAGUCACUGGUGGUUAGUAACUACAGUCCCACAAGUCUGUGCGUGCUAAAUGAUUAUGGUCAACUGAAGAAUUUCAAGAAAUUCAAGAAGACCAGAUUUCCUGGAGCAGGAAAGCUUCCACGCGUCAUUGGAGGGUCAGAUUUAAUUGCUCAUCAUGCUCGAAAGAAUACAGAAUUAGAAGAGUGGUUGAAACAGGAAAUGGAGGUACAGAAACAACAAGCGAAAGAAGACUCUCUUGCCGAUGACCUAUUCAGAUAUAAUCCUAAUGUAAAAAGAAGAUGAUUGAACUUUUGUAAAGAAAGCUAUAGAAACGCUUUUCUUAGCAAGCAUUUAUUUCAGGCCAACUGGGAUACAUGAAUGUAGUACACAAGAAUUACAAAUCCUUUAAGGCUUCAGUUUAUUAAAUAAAGCAAACAUUCCGUUCCUUUUGUGUGGUAA
Psammomys obesus (fat sand rat) is the source of this 2511-nucleotide messenger RNA. RefSeq names its product nibrin (gene Nbn). Gene Ontology annotation, molecular function: protein binding; damaged DNA binding. The record is from RefSeq and is a predicted model, not a curated record. Gene Ontology annotation, biological process: mitotic G2 DNA damage checkpoint signaling; double-strand break repair via homologous recombination; telomere maintenance. Gene Ontology annotation, cellular component: nucleus; Mre11 complex. Lineage: Eukaryota; Metazoa; Chordata; Mammalia; Rodentia; Muridae. The transcript has 16 exons. Bases 103 to 2355 code for a protein of 750 amino acids.